AUGGAAUCUGUAAGAGCGGUUUCCAGAUCCAAAACUUUGGUGGCAGAUCUUCAUCAAGCUGGCUUCAAGGCCAUCUGGAUGCUUGAUCCGGGGAUCAAACGGGAAGAAGGAUAUUUUGUUUAUGACAGUGGUUCUGAAAGAGAUAUCUGGAUUCAAACAGCUGAUGGAAAGCCUUUUGUUGGAGAGGUAUGGCCUGGGCCUUGUGUUUUUCCUGACUUUACACAAUCUAGAACUCGGUCAUGGUGGGCUGAUCUAGUUAAAGAUUUCAUUUCUAAUGGGGUUGAUGGUAUAUGGAAUGACAUGAAUGAACCAGCCAUUUUCAAGACUGUAACAAAGACAAUGCCUGAGAGCAAUGUUCAUCGUGGAGACGUUGAAUUGGGAGGCUGUCAAAAUCAUUUGCACUAUCACAAUGCAUAUGGCAUGCUGAUGGCAAGGUCAACAUAUGAAGGCAUGAAAUUGGCUAAUGAAAAUAGGCGUCCUUUUGUUUUAACUAGAGCUGGGUUUAUAGGCAGCCAAAGGUAUGCGGCGACGUGGACAGGAGACAACCUCUCUACUUGGGAGCAUCUUCAUAUGAGUAUCUCAAUGGUUCUUCAAUUGGGGCUCAGUGGUCAGCCUCUUUCAGGACCAGAUAUUGGUGGGUUUUUUGGAAAUGCGACACCCAAGUUGUUUGGGAGGUGGAUGGCUUUUGGUGCUUUGUUUCCUUUUUCUCGUGGGCAUUCAAGAGAUAAAACUGUUGAUCAUGAACCUUGGUCUUUUGGAGAAGAGUGUGAGGAAGUUUGCCGUUUGGCGUUGAAGAGGCGUUACCGCCUUUUGCCGCACAUAUAUACUCUUUUUUAUAUGGCACAUACUAGGGUACUCCAGUUGCAAGUCCUACUUUCUUUGCUGGUGGGAUGCCAUUGA
This is a messenger RNA of Thlaspi arvense, 900 nucleotides long. The record is from the annotation of a GenBank genome assembly. Lineage: Eukaryota; Viridiplantae; Streptophyta; Magnoliopsida; Brassicales; Brassicaceae.